AAGAUGAAACGAAGUCGCCAAAUUCCCACUGAAACCGAAUUUUCCCAGAAAAAAUCCUGCCAUGAUUGCACAGAACUGAAAACAUAUAUAGAUAAUAUGUUCAAACAACAAACAGAAAUAUUAAAGGAGCAAAAUAAAAAAAUAAUGGAAGCAUUAGCAGCACAAAAUGUCCUUACCAAAAUUCUAGUAAAGCAGGAUGAAACAUCCAAUAUGCUUUCAAACCUGUUUCCAAUAAAUUCAGAAAAAAAUUUAAAUGAAAUUGAAAAUCAAAUUAAUGAGAAUAAUAAACAUUUAUAUGUGACAACAAUAAAGAACCUUAUAAGAAAAAAUAUUGUGAAAAAUAUAGGCUUAAUCAUUUCUGAAGAACUUUUAUACACAUAUAAUGUAGAUGGGACUCAUGGAAAAAAAAGGUUGAAGAAUUUCGAAAACAUAUACAAUGCAAUAAAAGAUGCAGUAGGAGCUAACCCAGAAAUAGAUGACAUCGAGGGAAGAAUUAGAAGAGCACUUAAUCUUACAAAAAAGCGACAUUUAAAAAAAUUUUAA
This is a messenger RNA of Lucilia sericata (common green bottle fly), 543 nucleotides long. RefSeq lists its product as uncharacterized. The record is from RefSeq and is a predicted model, not a curated record. NCBI's taxonomy places the organism in Eukaryota, Metazoa, Arthropoda, Insecta, Diptera, Calliphoridae. The coding region runs from base 4 to 543 and encodes 179 amino acids. The transcript is spliced from 4 exons.